Homalodisca vitripennis (glassy-winged sharpshooter) is the source of this 975-nucleotide messenger RNA. Its product is annotated as SPRY domain-containing SOCS box protein 4-like. Gene Ontology annotation, biological process: proteasome-mediated ubiquitin-dependent protein catabolic process. The transcript has 7 exons. The record is from RefSeq and is a predicted model, not a curated record. Gene Ontology annotation, cellular component: SCF ubiquitin ligase complex. Bases 1 to 975 code for a protein of 324 amino acids. NCBI's taxonomy places the organism in Eukaryota, Metazoa, Arthropoda, Insecta, Hemiptera, Cicadellidae. Gene Ontology annotation, molecular function: protein binding.
AUGGUACGAAUCAUUAGAUUUGGAGGAAAUCUUCAAGGAGUUAAUGAAGCUCCAGAAAGAUUUAAUGUUGCGAGAAACAGGAACGGAAGCAGUCCAGUUCACAUCGGGAAGGUUGAAAUCACCAGCAAGAAGAAAAACAGCAAGAAGUGGGACAAGGAAGAGAGGACUUCGUCAACAGACACACAGAACCGUUCAUAUACUGAAAGCAGGCUGUUUGAGGCGGAAAUGUAUACGCCGCAGACUAAAAUAGGGGGAAACCCAUUUUUUUUUUGUUAUCGGCCGAGAGUUUCCGGUAUUCCAAGAGCUGGAGAAAUUAACACAAGCGGCGUGGAAACCCGCAAGAUUGUUCAAGGAAACAUCCAUUUCAAGGAGGAGUUCCCGCUAACUUGCUUCCGGUCAACGUCCACCGGGGCAGCCGAUGCCGUGAGGGGAAGAGUUGGAUUCAGCCAGGGAAUCCACAUGUGGGCGAUCCACUGGCCUGCUGAGCUCCGUGGCUUGCACCCUAUGGUGGGUGUGGGUACAAAAGCCGCUGAUCUACACGGCAACGGAAUCAAUUCUAUCGUGGGGAGUGACGACCAGUCCUGGGGAUGGAACCUGAGCACCCUGAGACUACGUCACGACUGCAGCAUGGACAGUGCCGACUAUCCUGUUGUAGCACCUUACGAUGAUUUUGAAGUGCCCGACAGUUUUGGUGUUGUACUGGACAUGUAUAAGGGAACACUGGGUUUCCUCAUCCGAGUUGGCGACAGAAGAUGUUACCUUGGAGAUGCCUUCACUGGGCUGCGUGGGAAGGUGCUAUUUCCCAUCAUUAGCACCAGCUCAGUGCCCUGCCAGGUCACCAUCACUUACAACGGCGGCUUGGACUCGGAACCCCGCUCCUUGAUGGAGAUUUGCAAGAAGUCCAUCAUGCAGACUGUUGAAGAUGACGACCUUGAAAUGAUAGAAGAGCUGGACUUGCCUCAGACAGUUUAUUAA